CUCAACAUCCAUCGCCCUCUCUGCAGUUCCUUCCCUGCAUAAGCAUUAACAAGCUCUCUUCACAAUACCAAAUAUGGAGAGUUUAGCAGGCAGAAACUUGGCAGCAAUGGCGAUCUCAAUUCACCCAACCAAGAGGUGUUGGAGGAAGAUGAACCAAGUAGGCUUGUUUGGAAAUGCCCAUGCCCAUGGAUCAACCUCAUUCCUUGUCCGCUGCGACGGCUGUGUGGCGGUGCCGGUGAGAGAGGAUUUUGCGGACGAGGAGGACUACGUAAAGGCGGGAGGGUCGGAGCUGUUGUUCGUGCAAAUGCAGCAGAACAAGAGCAUGGAUCACCAGUCUAAGCUUGCUGAUAAGUUGUCAAGAAUACAGACUGGAGGAGAUAAUAAUGUACUGGAUUUGGUGGUAAUCGGUUGCGGACCAGCAGGGCUAGCUCUUGCUGCUGAGUCGGCUAAAUUAGGUCUCAACGUUGGGCUUAUAGGUCCUGAUCUACCAUUUACAAAUAACUAUGGUGUUUGGGAAGAUGAGUUCAAAGAUCUAGGACUUGAAUGUUGCAUUGAGCAUGUCUGGAGGGAUACUAUUGUGUAUCUAGACGACAACCCUAUUUAUAUUGGUCGCGCAUAUGGACGCGUUAGCCGCCUUUUGCUCCACGAGGAAUUAUUGAAAAGGUGUGUCGAGUCAGGUGUAUCAUAUCUUAACACAAAAGUGGAAAGGAUUAUUGAAGCUUCAGGCGGCCAUAGACUUGUAGAAUGUGAAGGAAACAUUGUGAUUCCCUGCAGGCUUGCUACUGUAGCAUCCGGUGCAGCCUCAGGCAAACUCCUGGAGUAUGAGGUUGGGGGUCCAAGGGUUUCCGUCCAGACAGCCUAUGGCAUCGAGGUUGAGGUGGAAAACAAUCCAUAUGAUCCCAGCCUGAUGGUUUUUAUGGAUUACAGAGACUACUGGAAACAUAAAGUUGAUUACUUAGAAGCACAAUAUCCAACAUUUCUUUAUGCCAUGCCUAUGUCUCCUACAAGAGUAUUCUUUGAGGAGACAUGCUUAGCUUCAAAAGAUGCAAUGCCAUUUGAUCUAUUGAAAAAUAAACUAAUGUCAAGACUGGAGACUAUGGGAAUCCGUAUUCUACAAACUUACGAGGAGGAGUGGUCUUAUAUUCCAGUUGGUGGUUCACUGCCGAACACUGAACAGAGGAACCUCGCCUUCGGUGCAGCUGCUAGCAUGGUACAUCCAGCCACAGGCUACUCAGUUGUUAGAUCCUUGUCAGAGGCUCCACAAUAUGCAUCUGUUAUUGCAAAUAUUUUGAGACAAGACCAUGUUAAAAACAUGUUCGCGAGCUCAAGAAUUUCAGAGAAUAUCUCAAUGCAAGCGUGGAAUGCCCUUUGGCCGCAGGAGAGGAAAAGACAACGAGCAUUUUUUCUGUUUGGAUUAGCCCUGAUACUGCAACUGGAUAUUGAGGGCAUAAGGACCUUCUUCCACUCAUUUUUCCGUUUGCCGAAAUGGAUGUCACAGGGGUUCCUCGGCUCGACUUUGUCGUCAGGAGACCUCCUCUUGUUUGCACUAUACAUGUUUGUGAUAGCACCCAAUGACAUGAGAAAGAGCUUAAUCAAUCAUCUCAUAUCUGAUCCUACUGGUGGAAUUAUGGUAAAAACUUAUCUUACACUAUAGAUAAUACACCAGAUUGCACUUGUCUGUCUUCUAAAUUCUAAUGUACAUAAACUUUUGUACUACUAUCUUCUAGUAAUAAUAUAUACUGUAAUUAAAAUUAA
Salvia hispanica is the source of this 1755-nucleotide messenger RNA. RefSeq names its product lycopene epsilon cyclase, chloroplastic-like. Gene Ontology annotation, molecular function: oxidoreductase activity, acting on paired donors, with incorporation or reduction of molecular oxygen. Gene Ontology annotation, biological process: carotenoid biosynthetic process. NCBI's taxonomy places the organism in Eukaryota, Viridiplantae, Streptophyta, Magnoliopsida, Lamiales, Lamiaceae. The record is from RefSeq and is a predicted model, not a curated record.